Molecule: messenger RNA, 1170 nt
Organism: Sorex araneus (European shrew)
Lineage: Eukaryota; Metazoa; Chordata; Mammalia; Eulipotyphla; Soricidae
Product: ovalbumin-like
Exons: 7
Coding region: 1-1170 (389 amino acids)
Biological process (GO): negative regulation of endopeptidase activity
Molecular function (GO): serine-type endopeptidase inhibitor activity
Source: RefSeq, a predicted model, not a curated record
AUGGACUCACUCAGUGCCGUAAAUGCACAGUUCUGCUUUGACGUCUUUAAAGAGAUGAACCAGGACCACACGGUGGAGAAUCUCUUCCUUGCGCCCUUAAGUCUCCUCUCCGCCCUGGCAGUGAUCCUCCUGGGAGCCAGAGGUGACAGUGCCUCUCAGAUGGAAAAGGCACUUCACUUGAAGGACUUUGUAAUGACUGCAAAUUCAACCAACACAAAGUGUGCACAAGACACAGAGGUCCACACGGGCAUUUCUGCGCUCCUCUCCGAGAUCAACCAGGCCAGCCACAGCCGGUUCCACAUGGCGAGUGGAAUGUUUGCAGGAGAAGCCCAUCCUUUCCUCCCGAAAUAUUUAGACUGUAUUGAACAAUUAUACAACUUGAAACCUGAAAAUUUGGAUUUCAAAAAUAAUUUAGAAAAGUCCAGAUUGUAUAUUAACUCAUGGAUUGAAAAGAAAACAAAAGGUGAAAUCAAAGACAUCUUGGCUCCCAGCAGCCUUACCUCCUCAGACCAGUUGGUGCUGGUUAGUACUUUCUCCUUCAGAGGGAACUCAGAGUAUGCAUUUCAGAAAGAACACACCAAAGUAAUGGCUUUCAGGUUCAAUGAGUACCAAAGCAAACCGGUGCAGAUGAUGCAGCUGUGUGGGCACUUUAAACUGGGCUUCAUAGAGGAGACUCGGGCCCAGGUCCUUGAGAUACCCAACGCCCAGGAUGACCUGCGGAUGAUCAUUAUCCUGCCCCAUGAGGAAUUCAACUUGGGACAGAUUACUAGAGAAAUCUCUUAUGAGAAACUGCAAAACUGGGCAGGUGCAGGCAAGAUGAAAGGCACAGCCAUGGUACUGCACAUGCCCCAGCUCCGACUGGAGGAACAUCACGAAGAUCUGUCCUUCAUCCUGGAAGCUUUAGGAAUGACAGACAUCUUUGACAGUGCAAAGGCAGACUUGUCUGGCAUCACUUCUGCAGGAGGGCUCGCGGUGUCCAAGAUAAUCCAGAAGGUCAAGCUAGACCUUACUGCAGGGAACUCAGAGUUUGAUUUUACCAAUCAGACGAGCCCAGCGGAAGCUCCUGAAAUCAUCAAGGUGGAUCGUCCUUUCCUCUUCUUUAUCCAACACAAGCAAACGGAAACGGUUCUUUUUUAUGGGAGAGUCACCUCCCCUGAAGGAAAGGAUUGA